AAUGUAUUAUUUCUCCUCUCUCUCAUGCUGCAGGCUUUGCAACUUUUGUUCCCCCUGCUCCUUUCAUGGCCUCACCCUGAAUCCCCCCCCCUCCUGGUUUAUUGGUUCAGGCCAGACUUUCCUGGUUGACCUUGUGAGUGAGCAGGCAGGAGGAUGUGCCUCAGAGCUCGCUAGUAUCAGUAUGAAGCCCAGUUCUGGGCCUCGCUUUGGCCGGCAGCAUUUUCCAGUUGUUUAUGUCACCCGUUUUGGUAAAUACCACUGUGGCACAAAGAUUCGUUCUGGUGGCAAAAGUCCCAAAAAAGCGGCCCAGAAGGAUUUCCAUUCCUGCCUUUCUGACAAAGCUUCUUCUGCCAUUUUGGACAAAAUAGGUCCAGUGGAUGUCGCCCCUCAGAGACAAAUGAGGCAUCCAAGCUUGAGAGCUGGGACAAUGCAAGUCCAAGGAAACCAAACCAGAUGUCGGCAACCACAGAGUGAUGGCCAGAACAUCAGUAUGGCCAAGCUCCCAGGCCAAGAAGCUUCUAAGCUGCCCUGCUCAAGGAAAAAAGGCCUGGGAAGCAAAAGAAGGGCAGCAAAUUCUACAAUCUCUGGUACUCAGAAAUGCAUGGGUGAAGAGAAUGGAGCAGAUGUGUAUGAAUUCCCUACAUCCAAUGAAAACACUAAUGAAAUGAUCAGGAAACAAAAGAAAAAGUCUGCAGUGUGGCUUGAAGUAUUUGAAGUAAUUUCUAAAAUGGUAGAAGAAAAUGGACACUUUAGAAACAGAUUGGUGUCUAAUUUUCAUUUUUCAGGUGAAGGUUUACUCCAAGGUACAGACAUAAAUCAGAAUUUGCAAAGUGAAAUUUCUUUUACUGAGACAGAUGAAGCAAUUUUUGGAUGGGUGUAAAAAAAUAAAGAAACAAGGAAAAGAAGAUUUAUUUAUUGUUCUUAUUUUCAUUGUUAUAUGAAAUUAGCAUCUAACCAUUCAAGAGAAAAACAAGAGAAAGUACUGGAACAUAAGCGCCAUGUAGUUUAUACAAAACAUGCACAAUAUAAAGUACAAAGUAUGCAUUUCUGAUUAUUGCAUUUAUGGUUACAUUAGACUGUUAUAAAUUUUUAUUUAAAUUCUAAGCAAUGCUCUUUGUUAGUAUUUUGUAUAUAUUCUUAUAUAAGAAUACAAUAUAAUAUGGUUCUAACACUACUGA
Crotalus tigris (Tiger rattlesnake) is the source of this 1178-nucleotide messenger RNA. RefSeq lists its product as uncharacterized. NCBI's taxonomy places the organism in Eukaryota, Metazoa, Chordata, Lepidosauria, Squamata, Viperidae. The transcript is spliced from 6 exons. The record is from RefSeq and is a predicted model, not a curated record. Bases 2 to 880 code for a protein of 292 amino acids.